This is a messenger RNA of Hydra vulgaris (swiftwater hydra), 2453 nucleotides long. NCBI's taxonomy places the organism in Eukaryota, Metazoa, Cnidaria, Hydrozoa, Anthoathecata, Hydridae. The record is from RefSeq and is a predicted model, not a curated record.
UCAGCUAAAAAUAAGUUUAAUAAAAUUAUUAAACGAAGUUAACAUUAAUAAACAUUAUUUUAUAAAUUAAUUAAAUUAAAAUUAAAACUCGAUAGCAUUUGAAUCGGCUGCUUCGAUGUCAGCCUACUGCACAUAAAUAAUGCAGUGUUCUCGGCGUAUUCUGCGGAUAUAUUUAUGUUCUUGUUUAUAAUCAUAAAUGCCUCUUGAGUUAAUCAUAAAUGCCUCUUAUAAUUAUAAAAUUAUCAAUGUUUUUUAUAUAAUAGUAUUUCUUUAUUUUUAAGUGUUACUUUUUAUUAUUUUUAUGAUAUCUGAAUUGUCAUGUAAUAAUAAAUCCAAACGUAUUAUGGAAGACCAGAUAGAGAGAUCAUUAAAUGACAUUCCUAUUCCAAAGUCAUCUGUUGAAUAUAUAGAUGUUGAAUCAACUGAAAUCUCAAAUAUUGCUAAUCAGUCUGAUGAAGUUUCAUGGUUGUCAUGUGCUGGCCAAUUUGAAAACAUAAUCUCGAAUUUAGUUGAAUGCAAAGUAAUAUUGAAAAAAAUGAAAACAGAUCCUAGUCCUAAUCCAAUAGUUUUUCUUUUAGAAAGUUGGCAAAUUAUUAAUAACAUUUAUUCAAAGUGUGAACUAUUUUUAAAAACAUCUGGUGUUAUUUCAAAUAACAUUUCUGAGCAUUCUAAAGAGAUACCAGAUCACAAAUCUGGUAUUCUAUUGAACAUGAUCCAGGUAAAAGUGGUGUAAUUAAGAAACUUUCAACAAAGACAGCAUCUUUUAAAAGAUGCUGUCUUUGAUCUCUUAUUAUAUAUAUCUGUUAUCUUAUUAGUUUUGACUAAUACGGACCUAAUCCUAAUUAGCAUUAGGUCCGUAUUAGCCAAAACUAAUAAAGUAUCCAAUUAAUAGUAAAAUAGAUAAAUCAAAACAACAAUGUUUUAAUCCUUCCUGGUAUAAUGAGUAUCCAAAAUUGGAGUAUAGUUUAACUACAGAUUCUGUGUAUUGCUUCAUUUGUUCUUUAUUUCCUAAAGGAGCAGGAAGAAAGUUUUCUAGUAAUGCUUCGGUGUGUGAUGGUGUUAAAACAUGGCACAAAAUGAAAAGUCGGGAUAAGUCAAAAUUGGGUAAAUUGGAGCAACACUUCACAUCUUUUUCCAACAAAGCUUCUUUAACAGAUUACUCCAGUUUUAUGAAGAAUUCUAUUUACAUUGAUGUAAUCUUAAGUAGAUUUAAAAGACAAAAUUUGAUCAAACUGGAGCAUGAAAAAGAGUUUAAUAGAUAAAUUGUCAUAAUUUUUUUUUAUGUUGUACGAACACUAUCACGACAAGGUUUAGCUUUUCGUGGAAACAACGAUGAAUCAAAUGGUAAUUUUAAUCAAAUUAUUCAAUUAAUUUCAAGACACAAUCCAUUAAUGAAGCAGUGGGUCAACGAUAUUAAAAUGCGUUCUAAUAAGGUUUCUUAUCUCGGUCCUCGCUCUCAAAAUGAAAUGAUUGAAAUAUUAGGUAGUGAAGUUAAAAAAUUUAUUGUAAAAGAAAGUGAAGAGGCUAGUUUAUUUUCGCUAAUGGCUGUUACAACCCCAAAUGUAUCUCAUAAAGAUCAGUUAGCGGUUUGUGUGCGCUACGUCAACAAUGAAGGGAAAGCUGUUGAAAGACGAUUUGAAUUAAAAGAAGGAGUAGAUAAAACUGGACUUGGUACCGCAAAACACAUUUUUAAAGUAUUAGGCAAGAAUGUUAUAAACACAGGAAAUUUAGCGUUUUAGUCGUAUGACUUAUCUAGCAAUAUGUCUGGGGAAGUUAAUGGUGCCCAAACCCAACUCAUUCAAUUAGUAGGGCAUAAAAGUCCCCAAACACAACUCAUUCAAUUAGUAGGGCAUGUCAUUCCAUUAGUAGGGAAUGUCAUUCGUUUAUUCGUCAAUUAGUAGGGCAUGUCAUUCCACCCAACUCAUUUAAUUAGUAGGGCAACUCAUUCAAUUAGUAGGGCAUUCAACAAGAGCAUAAAAGGUGCCCAAACCCAACUCAUUCAAUUAGUAGGGCAUAAAAUUUUAUACAUUACUUGCCAAGCCCAUAGAAUAAAUACAUUUCUUAAACAUGGUUGCAAUGCUAGCAUAGUUGUAUCGAGUAUGAUUGAUAAUUUAGAGAGUUUAUAUGUAUUUUUUUCAUCUAGUACUAAACGUUAUGGAAUGUUGAAUAAUAAAAUGAAUAGUAUAGAAAGUAAAUUACAUUUAAAAACUUAUCAAAAACAAGAUAGACUGCAAGAGCUGGAUCGUUCAAAGCAGUUUGGAACUCUUUUGAUUUUUUGUACAGUAGCUUAAGUAAUAUAUGUUCAAAUCUUUUGUUCGAACACCAGAACAAAAACACUUGGUUUAAAUGAAAAACUCUACUCUUUUGAUUUUAUUGUAUCUUUAAUGUUUAUAAAAAAUAUAAUGUAUAAACGAAAAGCCUUAACUGAAACACUGGAAAAAAGUUUAUGUAUC